This is a messenger RNA of Sander lucioperca (pikeperch), 4684 nucleotides long. RefSeq names its product chromobox homolog 7a (gene cbx7a). Gene Ontology annotation, biological process: negative regulation of transcription by RNA polymerase II. The transcript has 6 exons. Gene Ontology annotation, cellular component: PRC1 complex. The record is from RefSeq and is a predicted model, not a curated record. The coding region runs from base 215 to 1324 and encodes 369 amino acids. Lineage: Eukaryota; Metazoa; Chordata; Actinopteri; Perciformes; Percidae.
GGCAGGCAGCUGGAGUUUGGAGUGAGAGAAAAAGGCAGAGACUCGGCGCUCAAAGCAAGUGUUCACACCGGGAGAGAUCGGCUGCAGUCGCACUUUAAGGGACCACCCCACCCCCUGUCCUCUGUAGCGUAACUAUUUUUAUUUCACCACUUGGACAAUAACAACAGAGAGACAGUUUACGACUUGUUUGGAGCGUGUGGAGCAGCGCGCGGAGAUGGAGCUGUCAUCAAUAGGAGACCAAGUGUUUGCUGUUGAGUCAAUAACAAAAAAGAGAGUGAGAAAGGGUAAUGUGGAGUAUCUACUGAAAUGGCAAGGAUGGCCACCAAAGUACAGUACUUGGGAACCAGAGGAAAAUAUUUUGGACCCACGUCUGGUCCUGGCCUACGAAGAGAAUCAGGAGAAGAUCAGAGCUCUGGCCUAUCGCAGGAAAGGUCUCAGACCCAGGAGGCUCGUCCUGCGGAAUAUCUUUGCCAUGGACCUCCGCAGUGCCAACAAGGCCUUGGAGAAGCCCCCCCCUCGAUUGCGUCUCUCCCUCACCCGCUCCAUGAGUACAGAUGUGGACCAGGGCGAGCAGAGCAGCCUGUACCGUGGCCUAGCCAGGAGGAAGAGCAAGCAGAGGGUGUCCAAACGGGGGCCAGCGGGACCCUCAAACAAAACCACCUUUCCACUGGAGAAGAUUGAGGAGCCCAUUGAAGAGGACUGGGGCGUCACCAGCGAAGAAGAGAAGCAUGAGUCUGAAAGCAUUACUGAAGAGAGAAGUCAGUCAGAGUGCAGCUCCCCACCCUUGCUUGAGCGACAGGACUUAGAGAUGGACGUAGAGGAGAAGGUGGACGCCGACCUGACAGCGGUAGGCACAGAAACAUGGACUGACAGACCGGGCGGAGGGACAUCUGAAACGAGACAGAACCAAACGUUUGCGUGCGACCUAUCAAAAGACAGUGCCUCGGUGCCUGAGGCCAUACCGGAAGAUGUGGUUUCUGUGAGCGACAGGUCAGACUGGGACAUAGGUGAGGAGAGCGUGGAGUCAGAUGGAUUAGAGAUUAGAUUAGAGGGCAGUGUUUGUCAGAGCAGCAACACGACCUCGGUGAUAGUGAGCGUUCAGGGGAGCAGCAAGACGGCAUGUGAGUGCUCCCCUACUGAGGCGAGGAAUGAGGAAGUGAGUGACGACAGUCCGAGUGUUACCACGACAGCACCGGGCAGUCAGACUGCUCCCGUUGCAGCAGAACAACCCGGGAACGUGAUUUCUACAGACGUGACUAUCAACUCUCUGACGGUGACUAUUAAAGAAGCCGUUGUGGCUGAAGGCUUCUUUAAGGGCUAUUGAAUAAUGAGAAAGAGAUCAAGAGAGAUCAGAAUAACCAUCAUUAGACUAGCCACUCAUUUUAUACAUGUAAAUAUAUGUGUAUAUUGGGUAUUUCCAUCCAUCCAUCCAUUUUAAUCCGCUUAUCCGGGGGCCGGGUCGCGGUGCAGCAUGCUAUAAGCAAGGUAUUGUGGACAUCCCUCUGCCCAGCAACGUUUUCCAGCUCUUUCUGGGUAACCCCGUGGCGUUCCCAGGCAAAAUUAGAUAUAUAAUUUCUCCAGCGUGUUCUGGGUCUACCCCGGGGCCUUUUAUCAGUUGGACGGGCCUGGAAAACCUCUAAUGGUGUGUUCACACCAAAUUCAAAACAAACUUUUCAAGAUGCGUGAUUGUAAUUGUGAAUUACGAAGUCAAUGCAAAGACGCAAAUAGAUAGUCGCGAAAAUCAAACAGGGUUCAGAUACUCCUGCAUAGCCUUGAUCGUUCCAAACGUUUUACAAAUUGGCAUCGCGAUGUAGUUAUUUUGGCGUACUUUUAUCCCUUUAUUGCAAUUAACCACAGCUAAAUCUGUACCUCAAGUAGCGCUGGAAGCGGCAGUCAUCCGGAUGCACUUCCUGCACACCGAACUGUGUGUGCCUCCGGAUGAUGUCAUGAACCCAGACACGAUUUGGUUUUCCGACGUAUCUGGGACUUCCACAACGGGUACAAAGCAGCAAAAGUGGUUAUUUGGUUACAUGGUUGAUGAGGGAAAGAAAUGUUGUUGGUGCCAACAGUGAUACACCGUCGAGUCUCAUGUGAGUAACGCAAAUAAACACAAAUGCUCCCAAUAUGAUUGCCGUCAAACUUGCGCGAUCAACGCAAGGUGAAAGUUCCCUUCGCGGUUGGUGUAAACAGAACAUAACGGGAGGCACCCAGGAGGCAUCCUGAUCAGAUGACCAAUCCAACUCAACUCGACCCUUUAGAAGUAGCAGCUGGUGCUCUACUCCACGUUACCUCCGGAUGUCUGGGCUCCUCACCCUAUCAUAAAAGCCACCCUACGGAAGAAACCCAUUUCGGCUGCUUUUUUUCGGUCACUACCCAAAGCUCAUGACCAGGGCCACAGGGAGUCUGCGGACCCAGAAUUCCGCAGAUUUUCCGCAGAUUUUAAACAUUAUAUAAAAUAAGACUCUGAAUGUUAACACAUCUGAAUCAACGCUAAAAACUGUAAAAACAUCCGCAGAUUCUGUUUGGGUCUGCUCAUGACCAUAGGUGAGGGUCCAAACGUAGAUGGACUGGUAACGCUCGCAUCACUUCUGAUGCCGCAUCAAACCGCCUGUCCAUCUUUCACUCCAUUUUACCUUCACUCGUGAACAAGAAACCCAAGAUACUUGAACAUCUUCGCUUGGGGCAGUAACUCACUCCCAACCCAAAGGGAGCAAUCCAUCGUUUUCCGGCAGAGAACCGUGGCUUCAGACAUUUACUGACUAUCAUCCCAACCGCUUCACACUCCCUGCAAACCGCCCCAGUGCAUGCUGGAGGUUACGGUCUAAUGAAACCAACAGAAUCACAUCAUCUGCAAAGGCAUAUGGAUAAGUCUUCCCCCCCAAACUCUGCCUCCUCCACAGAGGAUGUGUUAGUCGGGUUCAGGAGUUCCUCAAAGUGCUCUCUUCACUGCUCGACAAUAUCUCCAGUCCGGGUCCGCACUUCUCCUCCCCUGCUGAACACAGCCUUAGCCAAGCCCUGCUUUUCCUUCCUGAGUUGUUUAAAGGUUUGCUAGAACUUCCUUGAGGACAAGCAAAAGUCUUUCUCCAUAGCCUUCCCAAACUUUUCCCACAUCCUGGUUUUUGCUUUGGCGACCGUCUUAGCCCGUCUGACCAACCGGCUGCUUCAGGAGACCCCUGGGCCAAUCAAGCCGAAAGGCCUCCUUCUUUAGCUCAAAGGGUCAUUAGGUUGCUGCCACGAACAGACACUGACAAACUUCUGACCACAACUCCUAGUAUCUGCCGCCACAAUGGAGGUUUUGAAAAUGGCCCACUCAAAUUCCCCUGUCCUCAACCUCCCCGGGAUGCACAAAAAAAUUCUUCCGGUGGCAGGAGUUGAAGACCUGGCGGACAGGAGCCUCAGCCAGACAUUCUCAGUUCAUCCUCAAUACACGUUUGGCCCAGCCCCUCUCCAGGAGUUUGGUUCCAGAACCAGCGCAAAUAUAUCUAGCUGAUAUCGCUCCACCUCCUGCACCAGCUCCAGUUCCUUCCUCGCCAGAGAGGCGACGUUCCACGUCCCUUUAGAGCCAGUCUGCGAUGCCAGGGGUCAAAACGCCGACGUUCCCACCUUUGCCUGCCGCUCGUCUCACAAUGCAGCCAACCCCAAUGCCUAUCCCUGCGAGUGUUGGGCCCACAGGGUGGCAGCUCCACGUUGUUCUUUCAAGAUGUGCCUGACCGAGCCCCAUAGGUCAAGACUCUAUAGGUAAUUCCACGUGUUUACAAAGCUACACUCAUUUCCUACUGAGUUCAAGAAGACAUUGUUGCCUUUGAAUAAUUAAUGAGUGGUAAUUGUAUCAUUGUGGCUCAUGUAUUAGGCGUGAUAGGAAGCCUGAGGCCCCAAAAAUGUCCUCAAAUCAUCCAUUGCAAUCCAGAGGACUAAAUGGAUCUCCAUGGCAGCUUUCAUUCCUGGGGUCACUGGUUCUCUGAGAGGUGGCGACAGAUGCUGAGACAGAUGCUGAGACAACAAACGAAACAAACCACAUUACUACUUCCAUGCAGCUACUUUUUCCAGUCAUCCUCCAGCCAGACACACUCAAAUCUGUUCUUGGGGCCUGUUUCAGGCGCUCCUUUUUCUUGAUAAUAAUGUUUUGUAAAGAUAUUGUUCUUUUUCAGUAUUUGCACAGUAUUUAGUUACUGCAUGCCCUGUCAGUGUGUGCCACACAUCCACAAAGCCCUGUCCUGUGGUUUGUUAAGGUCUAUUUCUGUCACACACAAAAAAUAAAACAAAGCAAGAAUUAAUGCCUGCCGCUUAGAUUCUAAGUUCUGCAUUUCAAGGAGGCUGGAUGCACAAAAAGAAGUACACAGUUGUGUUUGUUGUCUGUCUUACUGUCCUUUUACUUUUCAAGUAUGAAAUGCUACCUGGUUCUAUUUUUGUAUUACCAAUUGUUAGUCUUCUCUUUUCACUAGCCUUUGUGUAUUUCAAAAGAGGAGAUAUCAGUUUACAUCACUGCUGUUCCGCCGUGUACAAAUGGAAGCAAAUGUGCGUUAGGUCAGACUGUAGUGCGCUAUUAUUUAUUGCAUGUCACAUGUAUAAGCUAAACUAACUUAUGUCACUUAUGUGUCUUUCUCUGACAAAGAUGAACUGUCAAACAUGUCUUCUCUCUAAAAAUGGAUUUUUAUUUUGCAUUUCCAAUAAAUAUGUACUAAAA